Messenger RNA from Bemisia tabaci, 6718 nucleotides. The record is from RefSeq and is a predicted model, not a curated record. Lineage: Eukaryota; Metazoa; Arthropoda; Insecta; Hemiptera; Aleyrodidae.
UUCCGCUCGGCGUCAGUGCGCUCGCCCCCGCUUCGCUUCGUCCGCGACCACGUGCUUUUUUUCGCCGCUCCAAUCAUCGUUGAUCUCGACGAGUCAUCGGUGACCAAUCGGUUGAUAACAAAACUCGCGCCUCGCUUCCACGUGAUUAGACCGCACCAGGGCAAACAUUUUUAUACAAAUUUUCUCACACGCAUACUCUACGUUCAUUUUAUCGUGGAUUCGAUCGAGUCAUCGGUAAUAAAUUGUUAUUUCGUAGUAGAUUAUAAAAAUUGCACGUCUAUUCAUAUGGCAAAACAGGGUUACAACAUGAAUCCAUAGUUCUCUCUCCGUCCUGUUUUGUCACUGGUGUUGUAACUUCAUUGAUUUGACUGAACCAUCGAUGAUGUCUCGUCUUUGAAAGCGAAAGUCGUGCUUCUUUUGCACGUUGUGAAAAAUACAUAAAAAAUAAUUCGGGUAUUUUUAUCCCGUUGAAUAUAAUGUCCACAGCUCGACGCUAAAACUUGUUUUUUUACGUGUAAAAGGAAGAGCAAUGCUUACUGGUGACGGUGAUUUUUUGGCUGUCGAAAACGAGGAAUGGAGAUCAAUAAGAGUGAAUAUUGGGUAAUGUUCUAAACCCUUUCAUUUAAGAACUGUAAGGAAAUAGGUUACUUCAGAAAGUGACACAAUGAUUCGCUGUACUAUUCACGAGUUCAAGGUGCCAGGCUUCCACUAGCUUCCGUUCGCAGCACACUCUUUAUAAUCAGUCUCAGGCGCGAAAUUCCGUUUCCGUCCCGGACGGUUUCGUGAUUGUAUCAACGAAUAAGUGCCGUGCAUUCUGAUAGCUUGCAGUUCAUCGGAGCAGAUUAGAAAGUGACGCUGUCGAGGGAUGAGGACGGUUCGUUGAGGCAGACUUAGAUGCUGAUGGAUUCGAUCUGAAAGCUGUUGAAUAUUUAAUCCGUCGCUGGAUUUCACUCUUGAGUGGCCUCGUGGUUUUUUUUGGCGGGAAAAACGGAACUGCACUCUCGAGAAAAUGAAGCAUGGAAAAGGAUUUCACCACACCGCAAGAGCUUUCACGCAGUAGCUACUUACACUCGCUCUAGCGCUCAUUUCUACCUUCGAGAUAUUCUAGUCAGGUGUCUGAAUGGAAGUGCUAAAAUACUGCUCCCUGGUGCUAAUUUACUUCACUCAGAAUUCUUUGUGCCUGCUUCCCCACUCCAGAGGACCUUCUUUCACGGAAGAACCACCAUCUUGGUUGGACUACUCAAAUACUUUUGGUGCCAUUAUCAGUUGCACUGCUCAGGGCAACCCCCUUCCUGACAUUCGAUGGCUAGACUCUCUCAACAAACCUAUCGUUUACAUUCCUGGUCUCAGGGAGCUGCUGAGCAACGGGAGUUUAUACUUGCCGGCGUUCAGAUCCCAAGAUUUCAACACGGAGAUCCACUCGGCGAGCUACAAAUGCAUGGCGACCAAUGCCGUCGGAAGCGUUUUGUCAAGGGAAUGCAAACUCCGGCCAGACAUCGCGAAGCCGUACCAGGUGCAAGUGCAUGACGUCUUGGUGACGCGGGGGAACGUGGCGGUGCUGCGGUGCCUGACGCCCGGGAUCGGCGGGAACCUGCUGCAGAUCAACUGGUACAAAGACCUCUCGGCGGCCGGGGCCGGGGAGUCGAUGAUCAUCCACCCGGGGAGCCGCUACACCAUCACCGAGUCCGGUGCCCUCCACAUCCGCGACACCGUCGAGGAAGACUCCUACUCCAAGUUCUACUGCCGCGCCGUCCACAGACUCACCGGCGAGCAGAGCAUCAGCUCCCCCGGACGCAUCAUUUUCUCAGAAACGACGGCAGCGGAGCCGCCACGGAUCGAAUAUUCGACGACAAACGUGCAAGCACGCUCGGGCUCAUCUGCGGAUCUCGUCUGCGUUGCCCAGGCCUUCCCCGCGCCGACAUACCGGUGGUUUAAGCUCGUGGGUGACACUCCGCAAGAAAUUAGAAGUGGCUCUGUUUUGGCGUCGGUUCUCUCGUUCACCCGUGUACAGACGAGCGAUUCUGGUCGGUACGUUUGCGUGGCCAGUAACGUCAUCGGAGAGGAUCGCAGAGAACUCCAACUCCUUGUCCUCGUUCCGCUUUACACUUACAUUCGACCGCAGUAUCAGGCUGUGGACGCUGGAUCAGGUGCGAGUUUCAACUGCUCGGUGGAGGGUGGGUUUCCGGGGAGCCCACGGAAGAUCGACUGGCUGAGGGAUGCGCGUCCUCUCAUCGGAGGACAAACCUCGAAAAUCCACGGAGGAGAGGUCCUCGUCCUUAAAUCCGUCAGCAAAGGAGACCAAGGAAUGUACCAAUGCCUCGCCUGGAGCGCAGAUGAAAAUGCCCUUGCAACAGCUGAACUCUCUCUUCGAGCAACGUUGCCGGAACUGCACGAGACAUUCAUCGAACAGAUAAUUCAGCCGGGGCAAUUCAUCUCUCUCCAUUGUUCCGCGUCGAGCAAUCCAUCUCCAAGAUUUUUCUGGCUGCUCAAUGGCGCGAUUUUACAGCCCAGAGAUGGAUACAUCAUCGGAAGUUACCUCCAAUCAAACGGGGACGUUAUCAGUCAUCUAAACAUCACAAGUGCUCGAGUUCAUCAUGGUGGAAUGUACACGUGUCUUGUGAAGAACAUGCUUGGAUCUGCGCAACAUUCUGCAGCUCUUCACGUAUAUGGCCCACCAACUCCGCGAGCCCCACAAAACGUGACGGCCGUGUACGGAAUGGACGUCUAUCUGCAGUGUCCGGUGGCGGGGUUUCCGGUGUCCUCGACCGUGUGGCAGAAAAAUGGGGCCACCCUCCCGAUUCACUUCCGCCAGAAUAUUUUCAGCAACGGGACGCUCCUCAUUAAAAGCGUCCAGGGGGACGCCAACGACCGAGGCGAGUUCACCUGCACCGUCGCAAACCUCCAAGGCCAAGUCGCCACCAGCAAAGUCUACCUCCAAGUCAUGAAGCCGCCGGAAAUCGCGCCGUUCCAGUUUCCGGCGAACCUGCGGGAGGGAAACCGGGCGCACGUCUCGUGCAGCAUCACGUCGGGGGACUUGCCGAUCACGGUGACUUGGCGGAAGGACGGCUUGCCCCUGCCGCAGGACAACGAGGUCCAGGAGCACAUGCAGGAGUUCGCCAGCACCCUCUCCUUCUCGCACCUCCGGGCCCGGCACACCGGCCUCUACACCUGCAUCAUCAGCAACGCCGCCGCCUCCACCAACUUCACCGCCGACCUCGUCAUUCAAGUGGCUCCCUCAUGGACUGUCGAACCUGAAGACACCACUGUGAUUCAUGAGCAAUCUGCAUACAUCCAUUGUCAAGCUAGUGGCUAUCCUACUCCCUCCCUGAAAUGGAUGAAAGCGAGAGCCGAUCAAAUGAGUCAUUUCACACCUUUGGAGUCGGACUCAGAUUUGUACAUCGCUGGAAAUGGAUCCAUCUUGAUAAAAAGUGUUCAUCCGAUUCACGAGGGGCACUACUCGUGUGAAGCUAGUAACGGCAUUGGAACAUCAAUAACCAAAACAGUCUUCCUGAAAGUGAACGUUCCAGCGUUUUUCCGGGAGAAAUCGCGGAACGAAAGCGAGGCGAUCGGGCAGGCGGCGAACUUGGUCUGCAAGGCCGACGGAGACGAGCCGAUCCACAUCACAUGGGUGCCUCCCCCGAAGUCUGAUCUACAACCCCUCCUCCAUCGUUCCUCCCCCUCCGAGUACCACAUCCCCAAACUUCGACCCAAACACGCCGGCCUCUACCGAUGCACCGCCUACAACGCAUACGGCCAGGAUGAGAUGCAAGUCAGACUCAACGUCAAAGAGCCACCGCGUCCGCCGGAGUUUGUGGACAUACGCGAGUUGGGAGCGCGAUGGAUGAUCCUCUCGUGGAGAGCGGAGGAGAGGGGACCGGACGCGACGUCAGGAGGCUCCGUCGGGAGAUACGUCAUCCAGUUCUGUCGCGCCGACUUGGAGGAGCAAUGGAACAACAUGACCGUCGCCGAAGGCGAGACGUCGGCGAGGAUAGCGCCGCUGGCGCCGGCCACCACGUACACCGUCAGACUGUUCGCCGUCAACGACGUCGGCGUCGGACCGCCCAGCGUCAGUUUGACGGCCACCACACUUCAUGAAGCGCCUAGCAGUGCUCCCACAGGGGUGAUCGCGGAGAGUAUCGAUUCGACAAGCAUUCUCGUGAAAUGGAAGCCGGCUGCAGAGGACUUAGCGCAUAAUAAUAUAGCCGGUUACCUGAUAGAGUACGGAGACACGAAGGACGACUGGGCUCAAACGCGCACCGUCCGAGGACGGAAAAGAUUCGAGUACAUCUUGCAUCAACUGAAAGAAUUCACAUCCUACAAAAUCACCGUCAAAGCAUUCAACUCCGUCGGCCAAGGCCCGGCCUCAGCGCCUACCAUCUCGACGACCCUCGAAGGAGUGCCCCAUCUUCCGCCAAAAAACGUUCGAUGUGCAUCAGUUUCCUCUCAGAUAUUACGAAUACGUUGGGAACCUCCUCCAUCGGACAACUGUAACGGCAUAAUUCAAGGAUACAAAGUAACAUACAGACAGGCUGACCCAAAGCCAGGGUCACCAGUUGAUUUGGACCUGAAGAAAACCACAAAUUUAGAGACAAGUUUGCAUUCUUUGGCUAAAGCAAGAAACUACAGUGUGCGAGUAUUAGCUUACACAAUGGCUGGAGAGGGCGUACAGUCUACACCAAUAUUCUGCGCCACGGAGGAAGAUGUUCCAGGUGCACCAUCCCUGGUUAAGGCUUUGCUGAUGACCUCAGAAAGUAUUUUAAUUACGUGGAAUCGCCCAAGUGAAUCGAAUGGAAACAUUGUGAAAUACAACGUAUACAUACAGCAUGGAAAGUCGAAUGUCAAGAAAGAAUCAGUUUUUGGCGAUAAAAUUCUGAUGUAUGAAGUUCGACGCUUGAAGGAAUUUCAGCAUUAUGAAUUUUGGGUGUCAGCGUCGACAAACGCUGGCGAAGGACCAUUCAGUCACAGAGUUACGCAGACACCUAUCUCGAGAGUUCCAGCAAGGAUUGCUAUGUUUCCGAGUAAAGUGUACGGGAGUGUGGGUUCCCGGGUGGUUCUCCAAUGCUUUGCUGUUGGUCUUCCAGCCCCCUCGCGCUCUUGGUUGGAUCCAAGUGGUACUGUCAUCGCUCCGGAUGGCCCUAGAAGAAGGAUUCUGAUGGACUGGAGUUUAUCACUAGGACCUCUGAGUCUUGAUUUGGCGGGAAACUACUCGUGUCACGCUGAUAACGUUUAUGGUCAAGAUAUCCUAGUGUAUGAGCUUUUCGUUCUACAACCACCGAGCACGCCUACUUUAUCGGCGACUUCUGUGACCGCAAGCGGCAUUACGCUUCAGUGGAUGACGCCCACUAAUGGAGGAAGUCCUCUGAUUGGUUAUAUUCUUAAGUACAGGGAUAAUAAAGAUAACUGGAAACUGGUGGAAAUUGACGCCGAUAAGCAGUCGAUCACCCUGUACAAACUACGGUGCGGAACCCUGUACACGCUGUUCUUGUUCGCCGUGAACGCAGUCGGGAAAAGUGAUCCUAGUCCAAGCUUGACGGCCUCGACAAAAGGCGAAGCUCCAAAGAAGCCACCAGUGGAGGAUCUGAUCCUGACGAAUUCCACUUCGGCGACUUUGUUCCUGGACGUGUGGCCCUCGAGCAGCUGCCCGUUCAAGCAGUUCACGGUCGACUACCGGCAGUUGGCCGACUCCGAGUGGACGAGUCUCGGCACGGUCAACUCCUUCAUCACCAUCCCCGAUCUGGAACCGGCCACCUACUACACCACCAGGAUAUCCGCCCACAGCGAGGCCGGCAUCUCCACUUACGAAUAUGUUUUUGCCACCAGAUCCAAAACAGGAGAAUUGAUUCCAUUGGAGUUGAUACCGGAGCGAUCGGACUUGAAUUUUGCUCAAUUUUAUACGUUACCAAUUUUACUAGGUGCCUUAAUUGUUCUUUGCCUCUCUUCGUGUGCCUGCUUUAUAGCUAAAAGAAGGAGCAGGACGCGGUACAAAUCAGAGGAGACUGAUCAAGUGAAAAGCUUGGCGGAGCUUGAGAAUGAACGAAAUAACGAUCAUCAAAGACUGACUUACUCACCCUCGCCCGUCCGCAAGAGGGACUCGUCACUCAGCGCCCAUAAAGGGAGCGAUACCUCAGCAGCUGUAGAUUACGAAAUCUGCCCUUACGCAACAUUUAGUCUUCCAUCGUACACUGUGGGCCCAUCGUUGCAAUUCCAGACGUUCAAUCAGCGGGAAUGUUACGCUGGGGCUCCGCCUUCCAUGACCCGGCACAGAGCUCAUUCUUCAAAUAGUCCUCCAGAUGGCUUAAGCCUAGAAAUAGCUUGCAUUUCAAAUCAACAAACACUGCCAAUUUCGCGGAAAACCCACGAACACCAUACCGCGGCCAGCUCAGCUUUUAUGACUGACUCGGACAGCAGCUACGGAGGAGGCAAAAUCCACGCCAAACACGAACUGCCAGCCAGAAAUCAGCUCAGCACGAAUUCCACGGUAUUUGAACUAGGGUCGAGCACGGAGUCAGCAGAGGUGUCACCUGAAGUUAUAAGAAAAACCUACGUCAAGAAAGGAAUAAUGAAAACUCGGUAACACUCAUCGAGUGGAAAAGCGGGCGAUGACAGCUGCGUUAUCCAUGUGUAAUUUUCCGUUGUUUUUAUACUUGAUAUAUAAUUUAUUUGCUAUUCCACGUUAUGUUUCUUAAUUUUAUAAAAUAUAAAGAUUUUUUACAACAAA